Messenger RNA from Aplosporella prunicola CBS 121167, 1914 nucleotides. RefSeq lists its product as uncharacterized. The coding region runs from base 79 to 1671 and encodes 530 amino acids. Gene Ontology annotation, molecular function: protein binding. Gene Ontology annotation, cellular component: nucleus. NCBI's taxonomy places the organism in Eukaryota, Fungi, Ascomycota, Dothideomycetes, Botryosphaeriales, Aplosporellaceae. The record is from RefSeq and is a predicted model, not a curated record. The transcript is spliced from 3 exons.
CCCGGCAGCCUCCAGCCCGGCAUCGCGCAACGGCCAGGCCCUUCCUCGUCCUUCACCGCGCCCAUCACAGUGCCGACUAUGCCUCAGGUUAACUCAAACGCCCAGCAAUACACCUUACCUACGCGCUCCAACACCAUGAGCCAGCACUCCCACAGCUAUUCGCGAUCGAGCCCAGCUGGUCUGGACCAGAAAUAUAUCCCUUUUUCCUCGACCGCGCAGACGCCCGACGUUCCAAAGUACGCGCAGACCCCGAGCCAGCCACAGCGACAUUAUGCGCCACCCACUCCGCAAGCUGGUGCCGCCUCCAACUCGCCCUUGGGGCUAGCAGACAUACGGCCGCGGGCCAACUCGAACAUUGGGGAGGAAUCGGCGUCUGGAACAACCAUCUUCUCAGAGUUGGACAAUCGGCCGCCUGGAAACAGCAACUACCUGGCGCCAUGGGCCGUCUAUGCAUUCGAUUGGUGCAAAUGGCCUGUGCAAGGAGGAAACAGCGCUGGAAAGAUGGCUGUUGGAAGCUAUCUGGAAGAUCCCCAUAACUUUAUCCAAAUCCUGGAUACCCAGGUCGCUCCCCAAGAAGCUACAACGCCUGGCGCACCAGGAUAUGGCAUCGAGUAUACUCGUGUCGCUGAGGCGACAUGUUCCUACCCCGUGACUCGGAUACUAUGGGAGCCUCCGUCGUCGCAAAAGCAAUCUACGGACCUUCUAGCAACCUCCGGCGAUCAUCUUCGGCUGUGGUCGCUGCCGCAAGCAACCGCCAACCAGGCCAGCAACACUAUCACUCGUUCCUCCAAUGUCAACCAGAGAGAACCUCCUGUCCAAAAGCUGACGCCUCUGGCUCUGCUCUCGAACUCCAAGUCUCCGGAACACACUGCGCCUCUGACUUCCCUGGACUGGAACACGCUCUCCCCUAAACUCAUUAUCACGUCAAGUAUCGACACUACCUGCACGAUAUGGGAUAUACCAACUCUUACCGCGAAGACGCAGCUCAUUGCUCAUGACAAAGAAGUUUUUGAUGUCCGAUUCUGUGCCGGCAGCGUUGAUGUCUUUGUCAGUUGUGGAGCAGAUGGCAGCGUCCGGAUGUUCGAUCUUCGUAGCUUAGAGCAUUCUACGAUUAUUUAUGAGCCCACGGAAAAGAAGGAAGAGAAGGGAUCUCCUGGCCGAAUGUCCCCCACCAAAGCGCAACAAAUGAUGUCUUAUGCGCCUCCGCUUCUCCGACUAGCUGCAUCUCCUCACGAUGCGCACCUCCUCGCAACCUUUGCUUCAGACAGCAACAUCAUCCGAAUCCUCGACGUCCGGCAGCCCGGCCAAGCCCUUCUAGAACUGAGAGGCCACCAAGCACCCCUUAACAGUAUCGACUGGUCUCCAACCCGUCGCGGCAUGCUCGCAUCUGGAGCUGACGACAACCUUGUUAUGGUCUGGGACCUUCUCCAUUCGCAGAACGGGGCCCAACUGAACGCCUCCGACGCCACUGUCACCACGACUGUGGGCAAUGGCACGUCUGGCCAAGCUUCGGGAUCCGGUAACGUGAACAUGAAGGGGCCAUGCGCAAGCUGGAAGUGCGACUACGAGGUCGGCAAUCUAAGCUGGGCUCCGCAAAGUGCUUUGACGGCCCAGGGCGGCGAAUGGCUUGGCGUCAGCGGCGGAAGGGGAGUUUGGGGCGUCAAGCUAUGAGGAGGGACAUGCUGGACUUGAAAACAGGAAGACAAGACAUGUGUAUGUAUGAUGCUUCUGCCAGCAACGGUGGGAUGACGAGAGACGAGGUACGCAUUUGACGGCGUAUGGGACGAUUAAUCAAUGGGUGAUAGUGGUUUCUUAUCCCACUUUUUUCAUUUCCAAGCCUAGAUACCUCCCAAGAAGCAGUUUGAAUAACACGCGCGCCAAGAGUGGGGACCGCUGGGGGCGCUGCUGAUUGAG